UAUUAGUGACAGGUUCGUACUUUUUGAUUUUGUAUCAUUGUAUUUCCGAGUAACGAAAGUUUGGGGCAGAACCAGAGCUGAAUAGCUGCAGAGGAAGUUAUUACAAUUUGCAACUAGCUAGAAGAUACAUCAGCUUUGAAGCCCUUGUGUUUUACCAUUCGAACACCAUGGGGCUUCUAGCUGGGAGAAAUGGCAACUUCUCUUGCAAUGACAAAACUCUUGGAAUAGACGUAGCUUGCUUGAGUGUCAUUAAUAACAUCAACGACAGCGUCAAAUUUUAUGGACAAACAACAGAGUGCUUCUUGUGCAAUGGAGUGCUACGCAGUGUCUUACCUGGGAACAGCAACACAACACUGUCAGUGGACACAAAGCAUCCGUAUCAUGUUUACUAUGUGCAGGAUGGUCUUCAAUUCUGCCAUACCACUUUUAAAUUCGAGGAGCAUGGACAUUACGAAAUGAACUUGACGGAUCAUAGCUGCUCAGAAAUUUAUACCACAUAUCAACCACCAAAUGCAUAUAUGCCAAUUUUGGCAGCAUUCAUGCUCAUAUUUUUCCUCUCGGCAACGUGGGUACUCGGAGCAUAUGUCGCUCGCUCUGGCAUAAUGACCAGAUUUUUAAGGAGAGAUGUGCCCGAAGUUCAGAGUGAUCUGGGAAGACUGCAAGAAAACGAAUCUUUACCUAGGCCUAUAGAGAGGGUGACUAGAUCUAGCACUAGAGCAAAAUUUCUGGACACCUUUCGUGGAAUUGCGAUUCUAUUGAUGAUAUUCGUCAACAACGGUGGGGGUAAAUACUGGUUUUUCAAUCAUAGCCCAUGGAAUGGAAUAACGCUAGCAGACUUGGUGUUGCCAUUCUUUGCAUGGAUCAUGGGAUUCACCAUAAUAAUUUCACUGCGUACCCAACUUAGGAUAUCCAUAUCCCGAAGCAGGAUUAUUUUACGUUGUUUUCGUCGAUCUGUUACUUUGAUUUUUCUUGGCCUGGUUAUAAACUCACUAAGUAGAACAACUGAGAAUUAUGGGAUUCUAAAACUCAGCGAUCUUAGAUUUCCAGGAAUCUUACAAUUAUUGGGAGUAUCAUAUUUUAUUUGCGCGACACUUGAAGCUAUAUUCACCAAGGCGCAACGAACUUUUCAGUAUGAUCGACUAAAAUUCCUCCAAGACAUUUUGGAUGCUUGGGCGCAGUGGUUGGUUAUUAUUGCUAUUGCAACAACACACUUGCUCCUGACGUUCCUUCUACCAGUUCCUGGUUGUCCAAAGGGAUACUUAGGACCAGGUGGACUUUAUGAACGUGAAGCACAUGCUAAUUGUACUGCAGGAGCAGCUGGUUAUAUCGACAGAACUGUUUUCGGUAACCAUAUAUAUAUGAAGAAGAAGUCCGGAGUUUAUGGAACACACCCACCCUACGACCCUGAAGGAAUUAUGAGCACCAUUUCAGCCGUAUUACUGGUUUAUAUGGGUGUUCAAGCCGGUAGAAUUAUGCUAACAUAUCACCAAGCAAAAUCCCGAGUGAUUCGUUGGCUUUUGUGGUCUGUGGUUACGGGUAUUUUGGCUGGUAUUUUAUGCAACUUCAGCAAAGAAGAUGGCGUUAUUCCUGUUAAUAAAUCGAUGAUGUCGUUGUCUUAUGUGCUCGCAACAUCUAGUAUGGCAUUUGCCAUGAAUACAAUUCUCUAUGUUCUGAUUGAUCUUCAACAUUGGUGGAAUGGAGCUCCAUUCUUUUAUGCAGGUACAAAUGCUAUAUUCUUGUAUAUGGGGCAUUACUUCACAAUGGGAGUAUUUCCAUGGACCUGGACGAUUAAUGGAGUUAGAACGCAUGCUAAUGUAUUAUCACUAAACUUGUGGACCACGGCACUUUGGGCCAUUAUUGCUUAUGUGCUUCACAAGAAAGAAAUCAUUCUCACAGUAUAGACAACUCAGAAUUCGAAACCAUCAGUCAAAUAAUUAAGUGGAAUGAAGAAAUUGAUAAUCUAAUUUUGAGCCUUUCGUUUUGGGCAAUAUACACCCACUGUUUCUACCAGCCCACACAAAUGAUUUACUUUAGCGACUCGUUCCAAUCAGUAAGAUUUAAUUCUUGACGGAAAAGUGUUUCAGUUAUCAAACGACCAUGUUCGUCAGAUUCAUUCAAACUGGUUUGACUGAUAUUUUGGCAUUUUUAUCAGGAUAAGCGUGGAGUCGGUCGCAGAGACUGGCGGUGAACUUUUUAUUUGGCCAGCGUCGGCCCAGGACGCCGUCUAAACGGAAAGCACAGAAAAGUCGGUUCCACGCUUAACGUGAUAAUGAACGAUACUUAUGUUAGAUGUCAUUAUUAUUUUACCAAUUUAGACAAAUCCCCUUUAGUUUGGGCAAAUGCUUGUUAUUGGUCGUGGUUUGAGUAAAAUAUAACAUAUCUAAUUUUAUCUUAUUCUCCAACACUAUUUACGUAUUCAUACGUAUGCAUAUGCUUGUGGCGGAUUUUCAUUUUUGUUGGAGAUAUUUUUUCAACCAAAUCGUUGAAAUGAGACUUUGCAGCUAAUAAGUACUAUUGAUCUUUCAGUAACAGAAAUAUAAAGAGAAUAGAAUAAGAAUUGGGAGCAACUGGAUUGAUAUUAAGAUAUAGCUUAUAUUUACGCAUUCGCUUUGUGAUACAGAAUAUGGCUGAAAAUAUUAGUUUGUAAUAAUUUCAUAACAAUAUAGAUCUCAACACUGAUGAGGUCUAACAUGAUUUCUACCCAGGACAUAUUGAACUAAUAAUAAACGUUACAUACAUA
Molecule: messenger RNA, 2740 nt
Organism: Diprion similis
Lineage: Eukaryota; Metazoa; Arthropoda; Insecta; Hymenoptera; Diprionidae
Product: heparan-alpha-glucosaminide N-acetyltransferase-like
Exons: 12
Coding region: 168-1901 (577 amino acids)
Source: RefSeq, a predicted model, not a curated record